UCAGGCCGACCUGGAGGGAGAGACCGAGGAAAAGUUCGUCAAGAUGGCAAAACCCACAGCCCCAGAGUGAACGGGCACCGCUCCCCCCAAAAGACUGCGUCUGUCGCCUGUCCUGAGCUAAAGCCAACAUUGCAAACAACGCAACAAGGCUCCAAAGGGGUUCCUUUUAAGAAUGUGCCAGUGAUGCAGAUGCUGAAGUGACAUAUUGUGAGGUGGAACGCUGAAUCAUCAUAUAUCAAUUCCUCUGUGGUGAGUAAUUAGCUGAAGACUACUUAUAUCAGUCAGCAGCGAGAGGAAGACUUGCAUCCCCUCGCUUGGAGCCAGAUCUUUUCCUGAAGGAAUACCUUUUGGAUCCACACACGUUGGCACCAACAAGACAGCCGUCUUGCUGCUGCCAGAGCUAAGAAUGGCCUCGCACAGCUUCAGCUGAAUCCAUUCAACACUUUAAGAUCCCGAGAACUUUCAACUGCUUUACCCUGAACGUCGGUGGAAAGUUUAGGGAAGAUCUCUCUGCGGCUUCCCCCUCCCCCUGCUGCCACUCCCAAACCAAAGCUGCUGUGGAAACCCCAACAGCCCUACUGUCACCCCACCCUGCCUGCCGCCCCUCUCCCAGACCAUGAUGUUUCGCGAUCAGGUGGGCGUACUAGCCAGCUGGUUCAAAGGAUGGAACGAGUGUGAGCAGACAGUGGCUCUGCUGUCCUUGCUGAAGAGGGUGAGCCGGACACAGGCUCGUUUCCUGCAGCUAUGUCUGGAGCACUCCCUUGCAGACUGCACAGAACUGCAGGUUCUGGAGGCAGAUGCCAACAGUCCAGAGGUAAUCAGCCAGUGGCAAGGGGAGCCAAAAGAACGUGUCAUUUCACUCGUUCUCAACCAUUUACCACUACUCAAGCCAGGCAACGUAGAAGCCAAGGGGGAGUAUAUGCGCCUACUACCACGCAUUCUUGCGCACACUAUUGAACAUGGCCGUCACCUAGAAGAGUCUCGCCAGCUCUUAUCCUAUGCCCUCAUCCACCCUGCCACCUCCCUAGAGGACCGUGCUGCAUUGGCUUUGUGGCUCAACCACCUGGAAGAGAGGGCCGCUGCUACAGGAGACUCACUCGAAAGGCCGUCACCCGCUGGACCUCAUCACCAACAGUCCACGCCACCAUCUACCCUUACAUCAUCAGGAUCCUCCACAAACAGUUCCUCUUCAAGUAACCCAUAUGGGUUGCAUCACCACCAACGCUAUGGCUCAGACGAUCGCCUAAAUGGGUGGCAAAGCAGCAGAGAUUCAGGGCUGGGGGGAGGCUGGCAGCAGCAGAGCUGCGAGAACGGACACAUGCCGCUCUACCCAUCAUCCUCUGUGCCAACGACCAUCAACACUUUAGGAACUGGUGGAAGUGGUAAUGCCAUCCUAACGAGUGGGAGUGGCAACCAACCACACAGUCCACUGAAGCGCUCAGUGUCACUUACUCCACCAAUGAGUGGCCCAAGCAACCAUCCUAUGGGUCCUGUCUGGUUGUCCCAGGAAGAUCUACGUAGUAGUAGAGGCCCAGCCCCUGAUCACGCUCCCCUUUCCCCCCAAAGCAGCAUUGCUUCCUCAGGCAGUGGAGGAAGUGAACAUCUGGAAGAGGCCAGUCUAGGAGGAGGUUUAAGUCUUCAUCGCAGUUCCUUCCAUGAGGAGGGUAGCGGCAUGAGGGAUGUUCCUGCAUGGCUGAAGAGUCUCCGUCUCCAUAAGUAUGCAGCGCUGUUUUCCACCAUGACAUAUGAUGAAAUGAUGUCACUUACUGAAGAACAACUCGAGGCGCAGAAAGUCACCAAAGGAGCACGGCACAAGAUUGUUAUUAGUAUUCAAAAGCUAAAAGAGAGACAAAUCUUACUGCGCACUCUAGAAAAGGAUGUAUUGGAGGGCAGUAAUCUACGUGUACCACUGCAAGAACUUCAUCAGAUGAUCAUGACCCCUAUCAAGGCUUUCAGUAGUGGUGAAGAGACAUCCUUGCAGCGCCCUCCCAUAAAUCCAGAUUCCAAAAGCUCUACACCUGGGUCCCACCUCACUGGAGGAGGGGGAGAAGCUGAGGCAAGCUCAAGUGUCAUUGCUGAGGGGGAUCUACCAAGUCAGUUUACUCGUGUUAUGGGAAAAGUUUGCACUCAGCUAUUGGUGUCCAGGUCAGAUGAGGACAACAUCAGCUCCUACCUACAACUCAUUGACAAGUGUCUUAUACAUGAGUCCUUUAGUGAAACUCAGAAGAAGAGGCUGUUGUCAUGGAAGCAGCAGGUCCAGAGGCUGUUCAGAUCCAUUCCUAGAAAAACGCUCCUUGACAUUGCAGGUUACCGACCACAUAGAAGCAGUCGUGGAUUUGGUCAAUCUAACUCACUCCCCACCACAAGUUGUGUAGGGAGCAGUGUAAUGGCACGUAGAAGCCUUCGGCAGUUCCAAAUGCCCUCAAGGAGUUUACCAGGGGCAAGGCUGGGCCUUUUGGGCAGCAGUGGUCUGCUAGGACCCACACCUCGCAGCAGCAGCAGCACACCCUCCGGCCCUAAGCAAGGGAGACAGGGUCUGUGGUUUGCUAAUCCUGGAGGCAGCAACAGUAUGCCUAGCAGAACCCACAGCUCUGUGCAACGGACCCGUUCCCUCCCAGUUCACACAACCCCGCAAACUAUGGUCAUGUUCCAACAAGCUGAUCUUCAGUUACCAGUUACGGAGCCAGACAUCAACAAUCGUCUUGAAUCUUUAUGUCUAAGUAUGACAGAGCAUGCAUUGGGAGACGGAGCUGAUCGCACAUCAACAAUAUGAAAGUAUGACCUGGGUGAGAGCAGCAGCUGAACCGUGUCGUUCGUAGCUUCACAAAGCCCUCUCACAACAAGUCAGGCUUCCAGUGCCCUCUUCCACUAGCCAAAGGUAGAGCUCAACCAAGGGACCGAGAGGCAUCCAAGAAACACAAGCCAACAUCGAUGGGGUUGGAAAAGACACUUCCUGCUAUGCCCAUCGACAUCUCCGCCAGAAAGGCAGGCCCGGAAGAAAGAAGUAUCAAAGUUGGUCUGGUCAUUGUGUGAUGAGCGUCCCUUCAGGUGAUAAGUUCAGAAGCAGUUCACCAUCAGCAGAGACUGACAUCCUGGGCUGAGGAUCCAGGGCCUAGUAGCUCUCUACAUUCGCACCCUUAUGGUCCUUAUGUAUGAAACUUGAGAGCUCGUGGCAUUUUUCACAUGGUUAUCAGUACCUCAGACCCCUAAAACAAGAUGGCAAUCAUUUGGGAAAGACCCGUUGCCUAAUUUUCAGCAGCCAGCAAACAAAACCAUUUGUUUAUUACCUGUCUUUAUUGUUUACAUAAUGAUGCUACUUUCAAAGGGUACAAAAAGGAAUAGGGUGUGAAUGUUGAGAUAUUCUGUAAAGCUUUUGCUUUCUACCAGCUUAACAUCCCUCGAGUAGCCGUUACUCUAGUUUACAAGCUUAUCCUUUAUUUUAUCAGCCAUUGGCUUAAAAGUAUGCCAAUCAAGUGAGAGAAAUUGUGAAAGGGUAAGAAGGCGGAAAAGUGAAGAAGGUCGAAGGAACUGAAAGGAGCCGGGAAUGUGAGGAGGGAUCUUGGGACGAGAAUGUGGAUGUUUGAAGGAGCCAGACAUCAGAGGCAGGACCUUUGACGCCUUCAAAUGACGGAGGGAGAGGAUGUGGUGUCCAAUCAUGUCAUCAGUUUGUCUUGUGAGCGGAAGAGGAAGUGACCGGUCAGUUGUGUUUUGUUUGUACUGUAUACACUGUCAAUUGAUUCAGUGCGUUUUCAGAGAGGCUUUUAAAGAUGCAGGCUUUCAUCAUGUAAAUGGAGGCUAAUUAGAGCCGCUUAACCAGUGGGAUUUUUAUUCAUCUUCAUAUUUUUCUUUGUUAAACCUUUGUUAAACAGGGGUGAUUUAAGAUGCAUAUUGCAACUAUAUAUCUUCCUUGGAGGAAAGCAUGGGGAGUCAGUAAAAGGGAAAAGACUUCACAGUAAUUAGUCUAUGAAGGGUUCCUGCCCAGAGACUGUCUGACUGGAGAUAGUGCCACCUAGUUGCUAGUAGACUGCGCUUAAUAGACCAAAGUUUGAUCGGUCAUGGUCAACUUUUAAGCGGCGUAUUCUAUCUUUAGCUGUAGCUCUAGGAUUUCAUAUUUAGUUUUAAAAGGCAGGUUUUUUGUGUCUGGAAUGCAGACUAUAUUCAAUAAGUUUUGCGGUGGUUAAGUAACACUAACAAAAGCGAUUGGAAACAUUUGCGUUUAUUUGUUGCAUUUAUUUGUGUAAUAGUACAAUACUGCCUUUGUUCGCUGCACUUAAAAUAAUAAUGUGAUACACUAACAGCCAAAUGGAUCACCUUUUUGGUAUCUGGAAAAAGUAAGCUUGGCUACUCAGCUCUUCAUCUGUUUUGGGACGACCGAACCAAGUUUUUCAUUUUUUGAUGUCGGCUUUAUAUACUGUAUUAAGCCAUUGUACAAUCAAGCUUCAAACUAUUUUUGGUUCAUAGCCUCAAUGCUGCAUGCUGUGAAAUAGUGGAGUAUCUGCAUUUAUAGUGGUAUUAAAAAGUAUCUGAACCUUUUGGAGUUUCUCACAUGUCUGCAUAAAAUCACCAUCAAAUGUGAUCUAAUCACACAAAAUCACACAAAUGGAAAAACAGUGUCGUCUUUAAGAGCACCCAAACAUUCAUAGGUUUUCAUAUUUUAAUGAGGAUAGUAUGCAAACAAUGACAGAAGGGGGAAAAAUAAGUAAGUGAACCAUCAUCUUUAAUAUUUUGUGCCCCCCCUUUGGCAGCAAUAACUACAACCAGACGCUUCCUGUAGCUGCAGAUCAGUCUGGCACAUCGAUCAGGACAAAUCUUGGCCCAUUCUUCUCUACAAAACUGAUGUAGUUGAGGCAGAUUCCUGGGAUGUCUGGGAUGAAUAGCUGUCUUUAGGUCAUGCCACAGCAUCUCAAUGGAGUUCAGGUCUGGACUCUGACUUGGCCACCAGAACGUGUAUUUUGUUCUUCUGAAACCAUUCUGAGAUUGAUUUACUUCUGUGUUUUGGAUCAUUGGCUUGUUGCAGCAUUCAUCCUCUUUUUAGCUUCAACUGUCUGACAGACAGCCUCAAGUUUUCCUGCAAAAUAUCCUGAUAAACGUUUGAAUUCAUUCUUCCAUUAAUCAUUGCAAGUUGUCCAGGUCCUGAGGUAGCAAAACAGCCCCAAAUCAUGAUCCUCCCUCCACCAUGCUUCACAGUGGGGAUGAGGUGUUAAUGUUGUUGAGCUGUUCCAUUUUUCCUCCAAACACUGUUAUGUGUUAUUCCCAAACAAUUCAACUGUGGUUUCAACAGUCCACAGAAUAUUUUGCCAAAACUUCUGUGAAGCGCCUUUUUGCGAACAUUAAACAAGCAACAAUUAUAUAUAUAUAUAUAUAUAUAUAUAUAUAUAUAUAUAUAUAUUUUUUUUUUUUUUUUUUAGACAGCAGUGGCUUCAGAGGAGUCCUCCCAUGAACACCAUUCUUGGCCAUAGUUUUACAUAUAGUUGAUGUCUGCAUUGAGAUAUUGGACUGUGCUACUGAUUUCUAGAAGUCUUUAGCAGACACUCUAGGGUUCUUUUUUUUAACCUCUGAGUAGUCUGCGCUGAACUCUUCACAUCAUCUUUGGUGAACGGCCACUCCUUAGGAGAGAAGCAACAGUGCCAGACUCUUCAUCUGUAGGCAGCAUCUCUGACUGUCGAUUGAUGAACAUCCAGACCUUUAGGGAUGGUUUUGUAUUUUUUCCCAGUAGGUCUUCAGACGGCUCUUUUGACCGUGCCUUGAUGCACAUCAGACAAUGCUUCUCAUCGCGACAUUUCUUACUAGGUGUGUGUUUUAUAGUGGGCAGGGCAGCUUUAAACCACUCAUCAGUGCUUGGGCACACACCUGACUUAAAAUGUUUGGUAAAAUUUGGUUUCAAUUGAUCUUUAAGUCUCCUUAGGCAGAGGGUUCACUUAUUUUUCCUUCUUCUGUCAUUGUUUGCAUGCGAUCCUUGUUAAAAUAUGAAAACCUAUAAAUGUUUUAGGUGGUUUUAGUUAAAGCAGGCACUGUAUUUUCAUCUGUGACAUUUUGACAAAGAUCAGAUCACAUUUGAUGGUGAUUUUAUGCAGAAAUGGGAGAAAUUCCAGAGGUUCAGAUACUUUUUCAUACCACUGUACAUGAGGAACCUGAUUUGAAGUUAAGCCAAUCUUUUGUGCCAUCAGAGGUGCAUUGUGUGGGUUUUUUCUUCCUAAGAUUAUACAUGCAAAAAUUCUAAAAAUGGUGCCUUAUCGUGCCUUUGACAGGCCCGUUGUGAGGCCACACUGCCAGAGAUCACGUAUUUGGUCUUUAGUAUGAUAAUGCUGCACCGCAGACUACGUUUCAGUGUUAGCGGCUCCUUCCUGUGUUUUUUUUUCCAAAAGCUUUUUCAUACAUGAACAGUCAGCAUCUUGAUCCCAGUGUUGUUUGCCAUCAGAUUCAGUAGUUCCAGAAAAUACACUUAUUUAUUCCCCCUCCCUCUCUAUUAUUUCCACAGAUGUCAUACUUUUACUCCGUUAGACAUAUUAUUUAAAAUACCGUAUGUAUUAACAAGUUAUGGCUGGUAACCAUACUGACAUCUCAGAUAUUAACAGUUUUUAUUGUUGUUUUGAUGUUGCUCUAUAAUCAUGUUUGUAUCCUUUAGUCUAAUGUAGGUUUUUUUUUUUUUUUUUUUAUGUUGUAUUUGAAGCUUUGGUGUCCAAGUGCAGCUGAGAGCGAGAACAGGUCCACGACAUGUAAAUCGAUGUACAGUACAUGUCCUGUCACACACAAGCUUUUGGAUGAUGUCAGUGUGUACUUGGUAUCCGGAAAGUAUUCACCUCGCUUCACUCUCUUCACAUUUUGUUAUGUUACAGACUAAAAGCAAAUAGAGACUUGCUCAAUGGCAUCAACGCAGCCGUAACGAGUGAUUCUAUUACCAUUUUGUCAGACGUGUAAGCGAAAUUACCGUAAUUUUCGGACUAUACACCACUAAUUUUUUUCCUCAUUUUAAAUCCUGCUGCUUACAGUCCAUUGCAGCUUAUGUUUUUAUUUAUUUGGGUUGAUAGGUAACCCUUUAUUUGACAGCGGCGUCAUAAAACUGUCAUAAGACCGUCGUCAUAAUUAUGAUACUGUCAUGGGCAUUAAUGAAUGCUUAUGACAAAUGUCAUUAAGUGUCAUCCAGCAAAGUUUGUCAGUAACUCUGUCCAGCUUGGAUCUUUUACAUCCAUUCAAAAGAGAGAUUAAAAAAGAGAUAAUUUGCCGGAUGACAUUAAAUGACAUCUGUCAUAAGCAUUCAUUAAUGCGCAUGACGGUGCCAUAUCAUAAUAACGACUGUCUUAUUACGCCGCUGUCAAAUGAAGUGUUACUGGUUCAUAUCUUUUGGUGUAAAUGUCCGAUAAUACAGUGAGGACAGUUGUGGCUUACAGGCCAGUGUGGUAUGUAUGAAUUAAUGCCGUUUUCAUGUCAAAUGCACAACACCAUAUCCAAUUAACUCAAUUUACAACAAUUGGAUUCCAAAGACUAAUGACUAGACACAGGAUGCACCUCAUUUGAUUUCUAAACUUUUUCAUGAUUGAGUCUCGUGUUUAAGCAUUUUAGGGAAGGACAAUUAUAUAGAAAAAUAAUGAAUUUAACCUAAUAAAAUGUGGAAAAAUCAAGUUGCAACAGCGUUUAUCAUUGCGCCACACAGGAAAAUUGAAUCCGAAGGACAGUACUGUAAGUUUUGGACUAUAAGGCGCAGCCGAUUAUAAGCCGCCACCCACCAAAUUUGACACAAAAACAGCAUUUGUUCGGAGGUGUCCUCACUGUAUUAUGGGAUAUUUAAACCAAAAGAUAUUAACCGGUAACAAUUUAUUUGACACCGGCAACAUAAGACACUCAUAGGACCAAAAGGCUGCAAAGCUUCAGUGCUUCAAGAAGCUUCAUUUGGCCAUCUCUGCUCUCUUGGCAGGAGACGGUCAACCUCUGCUGCAACCUGCUGUCAACACUGUUGUCAUCCAACAUGCCUCCUAGCAUGCAUUGCAGCACUACAAAUGUCAAUAACAAUCAAAAUUCAUGUUCUGUGCUAACACUUUAUUUGACAGUGGCACCAUAAGACUUUAAUAAGACAAUCAUAAUUAUGACAUGAUAUGGCUGUCAUGAGCAUUAAUGAAUGCUUAUAACAGAUGUCAUUUAGUGUCAUCUGGCAAAUGAUCUCACAUUUGAAUGGAUGUAAAAAAUCUGAGCUAGACAUUAAUGGAGUUAGUGACAUAAUUUGCGGAUGACACUUAAUGAGAUCUGUCGUAAGCAUUUACUAAUGACCAUGAAAGUGUCAUGCCAAAAUUAUGACUGUCUUAUGAUGCCACUGUCAAAUAAAGUGUUACUUUUUAACCCAAAUAAAUCAACAAAAAAGCCGCACAGGACUAUAAACCGCAGGAUUCAAA
Molecule: messenger RNA, 8384 nt
Organism: Corythoichthys intestinalis (scribbled pipefish)
Lineage: Eukaryota; Metazoa; Chordata; Actinopteri; Syngnathiformes; Syngnathidae
Gene: samd4a
Product: sterile alpha motif domain containing 4A
Exons: 13
Coding region: 617-2773 (718 amino acids)
Biological process (GO): nuclear-transcribed mRNA poly(A) tail shortening; negative regulation of translation; regulation of mRNA stability
Cellular component (GO): P-body
Molecular function (GO): mRNA binding; translation repressor activity; protein binding
Source: RefSeq, a predicted model, not a curated record